AUGGCUACUACUACCGUCGACAUCGCUCCCUUCAUCGCCGUCCUGGAAGCCGCCCAGAAGAAGGAGAAGUACACCCCGGAAGUCCAAGCAGCCGCCGAAGGCAUCGACAUCGAUGUCCUGAAGGCCGCUCACGAGAAGGUCUCCGAGCAGGGCAAGUUCGAGAAGCUCGACGAUGCCGCUGAAGCUGAGGCCCUCCAAAAGGGUUUCGAGUUUGCCGCCAAGGCCGUCAUGCUGCUGCAGAAGCAACCCGGCCUUUUGGAGAAGAAGGAUCUCUACAUCUACUUCAAGGUCAGCAAGGGCGAGACCAUGGAGAAGCCAGGCACUUUCGACUUCCAGAAGAAGCAGCUCUACAGUGCUUGGGAGAACGUUAAGGAUUACAGCGUCCCCAAGGCUAACCAGCUCUACAUCGACCACGUUACCGCCUUGAUGGUCAAGUACAACACCGUUGAACAAUAA
Molecule: messenger RNA, 456 nt
Organism: Penicillium soppii
Lineage: Eukaryota; Fungi; Ascomycota; Eurotiomycetes; Eurotiales; Aspergillaceae
Product: acyl-CoA-binding domain-containing protein
Exons: 2
Coding region: 1-456 (151 amino acids)
Molecular function (GO): fatty-acyl-CoA binding
Source: RefSeq, a predicted model, not a curated record